UUGGCAUUAUUGCAUGCCAUUUUGCGGUUCAAUUUUUCUUGUGGGUCUUCUUCUUCACAGUGACAUGUGUUGUCUGUACUUACUGGCUGCAUUUUAAAGGGAAGAAAUAGGUGGAAUGAGCAAUAUUCCAGCAAUAAGUCCUCACUCCAGAAACACAGCAAUUUUCCCAAUAUCUUUCUUUUCAUUUUUUUGAGGUGGGGUUUUGAUUUCUUCCAGGAUUUUGGGAUUUAUUUGUUUCUUUCUUUUUUACUUUCUUUAAAAUUCACUUGCUGGGUCGGUUGAGCAACAAGGUAUCAGCUGCUUCAGAAAAGGCUGGAACAGAGCAAGACCAGACCGACUUCUUUUCUAUUUUUCAGAAAUGAUUGGACCAGUAGCAAUAGCUUUGACUGUGGGUCUUCUUGGAUGGGCUUAUCAGGCACUAAAGCCUCCCCCUCCCAAAAUAUGUGGAUCGCCGGACGGUCCUCCUGUCACUUCUCCUAGAGUAAAACUCAGUGAUGGUAGGCAUUUGGCUUACAGGGAAUUUGGAGUUCCAAAAGAAGAGGCGAAACACAAGAUCAUCGUCAUUCAUGGCUUUUUAAGUUCCAAAGAUAUGAGUUUGCCUGUCACUCAAGAACUCAUAGAGGAGUUAAGGAUAUAUUUCCUGUUCUUCGACAGAGCUGGCUAUGGAGAGAGUGAUCCAUAUCCUUCACGUUCUGUGAAGAGCGAAGCUUUUGAUAUUCAAGAGCUAGCUGACAAGUUGCUGAUUGGGUCUAAAUUUUAUGUAAUCGGAAUCUCAAUGGGAGCUUACCCUGUUUGGAGUUGCUUGAAAUACAUACCACACAGAUUGUCUGGAGCUUCCCUGGUAGUUCCUUUCGUGAACUACUGGUGGCGUCACUUUCCUGCUGAUCUAUUAAGAGAAUCCCUUGGUAAGCUGCAGCUAUCAGACCAAUGGACAUUCCGAGUUGCACAUUACACUCCUUGGUUAUUGCAUUGGUGGAUGACCCAGAAAUGGUUCCCUUCACUAAGUAUCUUGGCUGGGAAUAACGCAAUUUUCUGCCCGAAAGAUUUAGAGAUGUUGCAGAAACUCUCAGAAACACCAACUAUUGGUCAGGAAAAGAUUAUGCAGCAAGGAGAGCAUGAAUCACUGUUCCGAGACAUACUGGCUGGUUAUGGAAAAUGGGAAUUCGACCCCUUGGAUCUCAGCAAUCCCUUCCCUGACAACGAGGGAUCAGUUCACAUUUGGCAAGGCUAUGAGGACAGGAUCAUUCCUUAUAAACUAAACCGUUAUAUUGCAGAGGAGCUUCCCUGGAUUCGUUACCACGAAGUUCCUGAUUUUGGGCAUUUUCUGAUGUUCGACAAGAAUCAAUGUGAAGCCGUUUUGAAGGCACUUUUGCUUGGAUUAUGAACUCCCUAAGUAGCUUGUAAGUUGCUCUGUAUGUAUCCAGAUUAAGUACCAUGAAGUUGAAGAUGGUGGUCGUCUGUUGAUUCAUGAGAAUGCUCUAUGUGAAGCCAUUUUCGAGGAACGUUUGCUCGGAGAAGAACCUUCUAUCAGAUAGUCCUAGCUCAACAGCAACAUUGAUUAUUGCUAGGAUUUUGCUAAGGCCAGUCAUUCAGACACGCACGCGCGAUUUUCUAACAAUUGAUUAAAUGUUAUCUACAACCCGAAUUUGCUCACGCGCUUGUGGGCACUUAGCUCUCUUUUAUAUGUGAACACGCCUAAAGAGAAGUUUCACCUGUAUUAGGAGGGCAAGGGCGCGGUUACUAUUCACUCUCAGUAGUACGCGCUUUGUGCAACUCCACCUAUUGGAUAAGGGGACUAUAUGUUUAAGUUUGUUUAAAUGUGAACUUUGUAAGUUUGUUUUUUGAAAAUAAAAAAUAUUGUCUA
Pyrus x bretschneideri (Chinese white pear) is the source of this 1864-nucleotide messenger RNA. RefSeq lists its product as uncharacterized. Lineage: Eukaryota; Viridiplantae; Streptophyta; Magnoliopsida; Rosales; Rosaceae. The transcript has 6 exons. The coding region runs from base 359 to 1384 and encodes 341 amino acids. The record is from RefSeq and is a predicted model, not a curated record.